AUGUCAGCGAAGGGGCCUGAUGCCAUGGAUAGGGGACACAUAAGCACGUUUGAGAGUAAGUUAGUUGAAGAAGCUGGUGUUGAUAAAAGUCAGAGCAGCCACUUGUGGCCGCGGGCCACUAUUGAUUCAGGCAUCAGUUGCGAUGCAGAUGUAAAAGAGACACUGCCUACUCUUGUGGGCGGAGAGGGUGAUAGAAAGAAACUCUCCACACAGAAGCAGAGAAACGAAAGCCCAAGUUGCGAAGUGGUCGAAGUUUCAAAUAGUCCUGUAGAUAUUCCUGUGAAACGUGUGGUACUCAAGGUACUUUCCCUUCUAUGGCCUAAAGGAAAGCCCCAAGUCAAACUUCUUGUCGUUAUGAGCAUGAUGUGCGUGCUGGCAGCCAAGGUCUUGAAGGUCGCUGUACCUUUUUGGUUCAAGUCGGUUAUUGAUAUUCUGACUCCAAGUGCAUCUGCUGCCACCGCGCUGCCUGCUGUCGGCUUUUUUCCUGUAGGUGUAUUUGGUUGCGUUGCUGCUUACGGCAUUUGCCGAGCCAUGAAUUCUGUAACUGAGGAACUAAAGACUGUGCUUUUUUCGCCUGUAGGAGGCAAUGCUUCGACACAACUAGCGAUGGAAAUGUUUGACAAGUUACUUAAACUCGAUUUAGGAUUUCACCUAAAUCGUGAAACGGGCGUCCUAAGCAAGGAUUUGGAUCGCGGCAGUCGUGCCUUUUGGUCGCUGGCAUAUGCUCUUUUAUUCUUGGUGGUGCCAACAGCCUUUGAGAUGGUCCUGGUGUGCGUUGCCCUCAAUUCACAGGCUGGAGUUCAGUUUAUUGGGUUGGCUUUGGCAGCAGUUUUUUCUUAUAUACUCUGGACUUAUACUGUGAGUAAUUGGCGCACUAGAUUCCGAAGACGAUAUAAUGAACUUGAGAGCCGCGUCGGUGGCAUUACAGUUGAUGCGUUGCUGAAUUAUGAAACGAUAAAGUGUUUUGGGACUGAAGAGUAUGAAUCAGCCCGUAUUCGAGCCAACACUGAGAAGAUGAACACAGAGUUGAUAAAGCUGGAUCAGUCUAUGGCACUCCUCAAUUUUGGUCAGCAGCUUAUCUUCGUUGUAGCAGGUGUUUUGUCAUUCUACUUAGCGACAUGUGGGGCCAUUGCCGGAACCAUGACGGUUGGCGACUUGGUUCUUACUGAUGCAUUAUUGAUGCAGCUUUAUAUGCCUCUUAGCUUCUUAGGCAUGAUUUAUCGAGAAAUUCAAACUUCGACGCAAAAUAUGCAGGCAAUGAUAGGUCUCCUGGAUCAUGUGCCGAGUGUAGUUGACGCGGUUGACGCCACGCCCUAUACGUACAUUAAUGGUACGAUAGAGCUGCACAACGUUACUUUCAAAUAUAAAGCCGAUUCUGAGGAAGCUCUAAUUAGAAAUAUGUCCUUGACGAUACCAGGUGGGAAAACGGUGGCUUUUGUGGGUCCCUCUGGCUCUGGAAAAAGUACCAUCUUACGUUUGAUUUUUCGAUUUUUUGACCCAACCGAAGGAGAGGUUCUGUUUGAUGGCCAACCUUUGCGCAAGCUGCAGCUAGCCAGUGUACGUGCAAGAGUGGGGAUCGUCCCACAGGAUACGGUAUUGUUUAAUACAUCUAUCAGGGAUAACAUAUCAUACAGCCAAAUCAACGCCACGGACUCUGAUAUCGUAGACGUUGCCAAGAAGGUAGGCUUGCAUGAAACCAUUUUGAAAAUGAGUAAGGGCUACAACGCAUCUGUGGGGGAGCGAGGGCUGAAGCUGUCUGGCGGCGAGAAACAGCGUGUUGCUAUUGCGAGAGCUCUUUUAGUGGAUCCGCCAAUUCUCUUAGCUGACGAGGCCACAUCCGCACUGGACAGCAAGACUGAAACUAAGAUAAUGGAAAUAAUGAGGGUAGCAUCAAAGCAAGGUAAGCCACGUACCAUCAUUCUUAUUGCUCACCGUCUCACGACAGUUAAGGAAGCCGACAUUAUCUACGUUCUUGACGGCAAAGGUGGUCUGGCGGAGCAAGGAACCCAUAGUGAACUACUGCGAUCCGGAGGGCUUUAUGCAGAACUGUGGUAUCAGCAGCUACGGGAUCGCCAAUCCUUUCAGGAGCGCGGAUUACAUCAUUGA
Molecule: messenger RNA, 2106 nt
Organism: Phytomonas sp. EM1
Lineage: Eukaryota; Euglenozoa; Kinetoplastea; Trypanosomatida; Trypanosomatidae
Source: the annotation of a GenBank genome assembly